CUGUCCGACCUUCUCAAUGCUCUCGACGGGGUAGCAUCACAAGAAGGUCGAGUGCUCAUGAUGACCACAAACUACAUUGAGCAUUUAGAUCCUGCGCUCAUACGGGCUGGUCGCGCCGACCAGAAAAUUGAGCUUCCUAAUGCUAAUAAGGAC
Lasiosphaeria miniovina is the source of this 153-nucleotide messenger RNA. RefSeq lists its product as uncharacterized. The annotation marks the transcript as partial. Gene Ontology annotation, molecular function: ATP binding; ATP hydrolysis activity. The transcript has a single exon. The record is from RefSeq and is a predicted model, not a curated record. Lineage: Eukaryota; Fungi; Ascomycota; Sordariomycetes; Sordariales; Lasiosphaeriaceae.